CCUGCCGGCCUCGCAGCCGUUGGCAGCACUGACUGCGUGCCACAGCCCAGGCGUCUGUCGCAUUUGUAGCGAGUCGUGUCCGGUGUGACGUUCUGCGUUAGGAUUUCGUGCUGCUGUUUCUGCGCCGAGAAUUUCUUCUGCUACACCCACACCCUUAAUAAGGACCACCCACCAUGUCGGCAGUUACGGAGGUUCAGAACACCACAACCGAGGCCCUGGCCGCCCUGCUAGACGGGGGUGAAGGCGCCCUGGUGACGCUGGUGGCGGGCGAGACGAGGGUGGCAGCCCACAGGGCCGUGUUGGCAGCCGCGAGCCCAGUGUUCGAAGCGAUGUUCGCGCACGACAUGCUGGAGGCCAGCUGCGGCCAGGUGAGCAUCGACGACGUGGAGGGCCCGGUGCUGAGGCUCCUGGUGGCCUACACGUAUACCCUGCGGGCCCCCCAGCUGCCCGACACGGCCCCCCAGCUGCUGGCGGUGGCCGAUAAGUACGGCUUGUCGGCCCUGAAGGUUGCCUGCGAGCGGCAGCUGAUCUCGCAGUUGGCCGUCGAGACCGCAGCGGCGACGGCCGUCACGGCAGUGAGGCACUCGUGCCCGGACGCCACGAGGGCUGCCGUCGCCUUCAUAAAGGACCACCCGCAGGUGAUGGCCACGCGGGGCUGGGUGGACGCUGUGCUCGAGUAUCCACAAGAAGUCAACGAAGUCAUCCGUCAACUCCGUGAGCCACCAGCAGAAGCCAGCUCGCCGACUGCCACAGGGGGCGGGUCCACCACCAACUCUGAGCGUCAACCCCACAGCGGCCACAGCCAGACUCCUGCUGCAGCUGCGCCUCCCGCGUCUGCCCGACACACCCCUCCACCCGAUGAUGCAGCCGUCUCUCGCUUCCGGAGCCUUUCUGAGGAGGAGCGAGACAGGAGGCUGAGAGAGGCGGCUGGGGAGGGGGCGGUGGAGGAGGUGCGGCUGUUGUUCGCGGCUGGGGCGGACGUGGGGGCGAGGGAUGGGGGCGGGUUGACCGCCCUGCACUGGGCUGCAGAGAGAGGCCACGCGGCUGUGGUGCAGCUGCUGCUGCUGCUCUCUGCGGCGUCCGACCCCAACGCCAGGGAUCAGCGGGGUCGGACGCCGCUGCACUGGGCGGCGUGGUGGGGCCACGCAGAAGCGGCGGCUGCGUUGCUGCAAGCCGGAGCCGACAGGGGGGCGGCGGAUGAGUUAGGGAGGACCCCCCUGGACAUCGCCAGGCUGUGCAACCAUCAGCAGAUCGUUGAGAUGCUAACAGAGCGUUAAUACGUGCUACUAGAGGAA
Molecule: messenger RNA, 1295 nt
Organism: Schistocerca piceifrons (Central American locust)
Lineage: Eukaryota; Metazoa; Arthropoda; Insecta; Orthoptera; Acrididae
Product: TD and POZ domain-containing protein 1-like
Exons: 4
Coding region: 174-1277 (367 amino acids)
Biological process (GO): regulation of proteolysis; proteasome-mediated ubiquitin-dependent protein catabolic process
Cellular component (GO): cytoplasm; nucleus
Molecular function (GO): ubiquitin protein ligase binding
Source: RefSeq, a predicted model, not a curated record